This is a messenger RNA of Salvelinus sp. IW2-2015, 1691 nucleotides long. Its product is annotated as basic leucine zipper transcriptional factor ATF-like. Gene Ontology annotation, cellular component: nucleus. Lineage: Eukaryota; Metazoa; Chordata; Actinopteri; Salmoniformes; Salmonidae. The record is from RefSeq and is a predicted model, not a curated record. Gene Ontology annotation, molecular function: DNA-binding transcription factor activity, RNA polymerase II-specific; RNA polymerase II cis-regulatory region sequence-specific DNA binding. Gene Ontology annotation, biological process: regulation of transcription by RNA polymerase II.
UCAGCUAAGCCCACACUCUCUUCUCUCUGCUGCACACACACGCGCUCACACAGCGGUACACACACAUCGAUACAGACACAAACAGAAAGCAGAAGUGGAGAGAGGCUCUGUAUUUGGGGCGACGUGGUUGGUUAUGGCUCAUGGUUCUGACAGUAAUGAUUCCAGUUAUGCCAAGUCCCCUUCGCCAGCGAGUAGCAGGCAGGGCUCCUCAGACAACGUCAAGAAGGUAAUGAGAAGAGAGAAGAACCGUAUCGCUGCCCAGAAGAGCAGGAUGAGACAGACCCAGAAGGCAGACAGUCUACACCUGGAGAGUGAGAACCUAGAGAAGGAGAACGCAGCUCUGAGGAAGGAGGUGAAGAGACUAACAGAAGAGGCCAAGUAUCUCUCCUCCGUCCUGACUACCCAUGAGCCUCUCUGCACCGGCCUGGCCCCUCAGACGACCCAUGGCCUCCUGUACUCCCCGCAUCAUCACUCCGUCUCCCCCCACCACCACGGGAGCAGUGCCUUUCACCAGCAGCACAGUAUUGCUGUGUCUCACUACCAGCACUGAUCACCACAGACCAACAAGGGGGACUGGAGAGAAGCUGGAGACGUUUAGUGACCUUGGUACACUAUGGCACCCUAUUUACUUAGUAGUGCACUACUUUUAACCAGAGCCCUAUGUGUCAAAAAGUCGUGUACUAUAUAGAGCCACUUGAACAGAAUGGGUAGAGUAAAAUGACUUCCGAACCCAUCUCUACGACGUGACUAUAGAGUCAAUCAAUGUAUGGACAAUGCAAAUAGUCCAUGUCUAACUAUAGGACAGAAAACCCAACAUGAUCGCAAUACCAGAACACCAUUUUGUGGAAAUGUUUCUUGUCCUCUAUUCAUACAAUGAUGAAUGAUAAAAAGGAUUGUUUUAUAUGUUUUUUAAAAAGUUUUUUUUAUUUUUUAUUUUAUUCUUUUGUAUAUAACAUUUGAUCCCUUCAAUCUUGGAGGUUACAGUGUUUGUAUGCAUUGCUCUUGUGUCAGUUGUAAAUUUGACCUUUUUAAAUAUUCGAAGUAACGCUGAAGUGUAUCACUGGUCCUACUUUUUUUUUUCAACAGUUUUGUUAUUUUAGUGUUUAUUGGCCAAAACAAAAAAAAAUGUAAUAGUGCAAUUGUUUUACUUGAAAUACUCAGGAUACAAUCCCACAUCGUAGAUGAUAACAACAGGUUAUUUGUGAUGGAGGUAGAAGGGCAUUUGAUCAAAUUGUGCUUUAAUGACUCCAAUGAUGUUGAAAAUUUUAUUGUCAAAACAAACAAUGCUGCUUUUCUAUUUUGAUACCAACAAAUGUAUUAUCUGCAUCAUGUAAGUGCUAUCUGACAACCAGACAAUCACUUUGAUAACGAAAUCAUCACGUUAAUCUGUAUGAUCGUUAGGUGGCGCUGUGUACCUAUAAGUAACGGUAAAGUAACGGUAAAGCAUUGUCUCUAUUGUCAAUCUAUGUGGUCACUAGGUGGCGCUGUGUAUUUGUAAGGUACUCGAUUGUUCAUCUAUAUGGUCGCUAGGUGGCGCUGUGUACCCAUAAGUAAAGGUAAGGUACAGUAAAGCAUUGUAUGCUACAAUAGGAAUGUUUAUCUGAUUGCACUGAGACAGGAGGACUUACACUGUCUUUAGUUUACCAUAAGUAGUGAUUGUACUUUUUAAAUAUUUUCUGUUGUAUUGAAAC